Heterobilharzia americana is the source of this 2232-nucleotide messenger RNA. NCBI's taxonomy places the organism in Eukaryota, Metazoa, Platyhelminthes, Trematoda, Strigeidida, Schistosomatidae. The record is from the annotation of a GenBank genome assembly.
AUGAAUGUUGGCACUUUAGUAUUUUGUGACAAAAUACCAUUCAAAAUAUUGCCAGGGUUAGUCUGUUAUGGUAGGAUGCUUGAUGAUCAUCUAUCGAUUGCGUUUGUUACAGCAUCAGAAAAGGUAUAUAUUUAUAAUCCGAAAUUCUAUCAUUCAGCUGAAGGUAAUACUAACAUUUUGUCACAAGAUUUUAUCAAGUGUAGUACUAUACAUUCAGUAUAUGCGGUUGACACAGGAAAAUUUAAACAAAUCUCAGAUGACAAUGAUCUCUUGAUAAUCGGAUCAAAAAUGUUAAAAAACGAUGGUGUAAAUACGGUUGUUUAUCAGCAUUUUGAACAGCAACAUCUUCAACAGUACAAGAAUUCUGAUGUUAUACUUGUCGGUGGCAAUUGUACACUCUCUGCAUUGAAUUAUUCAGGUUCAGAAUUGUUUUGGACUGUAACCGGAGAUACAAUAUCUGCACUAACUUGUUUAUCGUAUGAAAAUGCCGAUGAAUAUUUUAAUGAUAUUGUAGUCGGUUCUGAAGACUAUAUUAUACGUGUGUUUCGUGGUGAUUCAUUUUGUCAUGAAAUAUCAGAAACAGAUGUAAUAUGUAAACUCGUUUCGCUCGGUGGAGAAUAUUUUGGUUAUGGUUUAAAAAAUGGCACCAUCGGUGUAUACAAUAGAACAAGUCGUAUAUGGCGUAUAAAAUCAAAGAACAAGCCGAUUUGUUUUAGCGGUUAUGAUAUAAACCAUGAUGGAUAUGCAGAACUGAUAUGCGGCUGGAAUAGUGGUAAAGUGGAUGCUCGCUUGCGUUCAAAUGGGGUGGUUGUGUUUAAAAUUCAACUGGGCGCCUGUAUAGCUGGUUUAACUGUGGGUGAUUACUAUGGUUUCUCUAACGUCUUACUCGUGUGUACUGUUGAAGGUGACAUAAACUGUUAUUUUCUACUCGAACAAUCAAAGGAUCGUUCAAACUGUCAGUCUUCUGAAGAUAUUUUGCGCCAGUUAAUUUCCAAAAGACAGAAUUUACGUUUAGAAAUUCAAAGGUACAAUGAAAACAUGCGUUUAGAACAAUUGAGUAAAACAGAGAUUCGUCAAGCUAACUUCAAUAUAAUUAAAGCGAAUACCGAGCUACAGACCAGUUUGGAAGUUUCAAAAAACAGUCCAUGUGUUAACUUGAAAGUUCAAACAAAUAACAAUACGCCACUUAGAUGUGUGAUAUUAUUUGCUGAAGGUAUAUUUCAAGGUGAAAGUCAUGUUAUACAUCCACCAACGAAUGUUCCAUACGCUACCAGCUAUACAAUUGAAAUAAGACCGCCGAAGGAUGUACCAGUCGAUGUUUUUAUUAAAGCAUACGGGGUACCUAUUCAUAGAAACCCAGAUGAAGAUUCUUAUUAUUUACUGAAAAGCACACAAGUGUUACCACAAUUCAGUCUUUACCGACUACUUAGCUUAGAUCCCAGAACAGACCAUCCUGAUGAUUUGGAAAGGCUACAAUCAGGUGUAUUUUUCAAAGUAUAUGAACGUCCUCAGCGACUUGCAAUUUGGCUGAAUCACAACUUUAUUCUUGGAGCAAAAAUCAGCAUCGAUGAGCAGUCUCCAUUGUCCGUGCUUUUUGAGGAACUCCGUCCAAUAAGUGCACUAACUUCUGCUGAACAUAAUACAUUAAAUCGGAAUUCACAUGUACGCGAUUUUCAGGAACAACGGAACUUCAAGCAUUUACUAUAUAUAACCAUGACAAAUGAGGGCGAAAUCACUAUAAAAACUGAAAAUAUAGAAUUGGCUUCAAAUUUGGUUCAGUCAAUCAGUCGUCAUCUCAGUAUAACAGAACUACCAAGCACAUGCGACUUCCCAAAGGUACUCAACACACUCGAGGAAUUAAUUGAAAUGUCUAGUGCGUACUCUUCAACUCAGCAACAGGUAUCGGUGGAUAUGGUCAGUAAAACAGAUACUGUAAAACAUUUAAUUGUUAGAGCAGAAGAUUAUAGACUGAAUGGUAAUUGGAAUUUAUUGAAGAAAACAUUCCAACAGUUGUCGAAUGCUAAUACUGAUAUUUUGUCCAACUACUACUCAAGAGUUACUGAUUAUGAGGCUUCAAUGAACUGCUUGAAAAGAAUUCAUCAAAUUAUCGAAUAUGUCAGUUCAUUAAGAGUUGGGAAGUAUAAAACAACUAUUAUAACAAUGUGUCAUAAUGCACUGAAAGAGAACAAUAUUGGUACAUUAAAGAAAAUUAUUCGAACUGGUUCAAAUUAA